This is a messenger RNA of Nezara viridula (southern green stink bug), 3818 nucleotides long. The record is from the annotation of a GenBank genome assembly. Lineage: Eukaryota; Metazoa; Arthropoda; Insecta; Hemiptera; Pentatomidae.
GUUUUAACUGAUGUUAUAAUGUCAUGUCAGAAAUGAAUGUGGCUGAUGCCGCCUAUGAAGUAAAUUCAGAGUUUUAAAUCAAACUAUCUGAAAUAUUUUCUAUAUUUUGUCUAUUAACGAGGAAUGAUAAAAAUAUAGUACAAGAUGUAUUAUUGUUCUUUCAUUUUACUGUGUUUGUGUUAUUUGACAGUUUCUCAAAACAUAGUGGCAAAUUCAGCUGCUAGUUCUAGAUUUAUGAAUUUUAAUGAAAUUGAAAAAACUGGAAAAUGCAAGAUUUUAAGUAGUAUGUGUGGUAAUGUUAGUGAUGAUUUGGAUGCCUUGGAUUGUGCAUUUUCCUAUAAGGAACGUACUAAUAGAAUAUCAAAUCCAAUUGAUGAACAAUGUCAACAUGUGAUUUGGAAUUACACUGCUGAACUUCUCAAAGAUUCAAAGCUACAGCAAUUGGUAAAACAUUAUUGCUCAGGAAAUGCAAUUUAUGAUAAUUGUAUGCAGGUGCCUAAGAGCCACUUUUUAACUUGCCUUGUUGACAAGUUAAAUGACUAUCCUUACUCACCAGAUUGCUCAAAGUCAAUUGAACGGUUGAAAUUCCUUACAUUUGUUGAUCAGAAAUUCCUGUUUUUGUAUUUAGAAAGCUGUCAGGAUGAAGUCUCCAAGUUUAAGUGUGGUAGAAUUCCUAUUCAAGAAGGAUUUUCUGGUAGUACCACAUUAUCAUGUUUGCAACACCAUUUAUUAAAUCUUCAAAAGCCUUGUCAAAGUCAAAUUUUACGAUUAUCUGAAGUUCAAGCUGAAAAUAUUAAGUAUGACCAACAAUUAUUUAAGAAUUGUGUUGAUGAGCAGCAUUUCUUUUGUAAUGAUAUUCAUCCAGGGAAAGGUUUAAUGUACUUAUGCCUUAGCCAACAUAAAGAAGAACAUAGAAUGUCAAGAGAUUGUAAGGAAGAGUUAUUGAGACAUGAACAGUUGAUUGCCCAAGAUUAUCAAGUUAGCCGUGGCCUUGUGCGUGCUUGUAAAGAAGAUAUUAAACUUAACAGAUGUAGAAAGUCAGUUUCUGAUGAUAGAGAUGUUAGACUUGCACAGAUACUAUUAUGUCUCGAAAAUGCUACAAAAAAUGGUAGUAAUUUAGUUGUACCGAGAUGUCGAGAUGAGAUGCUUGCUCAUAGAAAAAUGCUACUUCAAGAUUAUAGACUUUCACCGGAAAUAGUUAGCACUUGUGCUAAUGAUAUAGAAACAUUUUGUAAGGGAAUUGAAUUUGACGGAAAAACCAUUCAUUGUCUCAUGGAACAUUCCCAUGCUCGAAGAAAGAAAAAUAGAGUAUCUGAUGCUUGUCAACGCCAGUUGGAAUUACUGGUAAAGGAAACCGAUGCUGGAGAAGAUUGGAGAGUUGAUCCUGUUCUUUGGAAUGCUUGUCAAAGUGUCGUUAGUGUUGGAUGUAGUAAAUAUACACCCGGUGAUGCAAGGGUGAUGUCUUGCUUAAUGGAAAAACUCAAUACAGAAAUAAUGACACAAGAAUGUGAAGUACCUCUGAGACAAUUGCAGCAUUUCGUAGUUCGAGAUUAUAAAUUAGAUCCGCCAUUGUAUAGAGCUUGCCGAGACGCAGCUGUCAAAUACUGUUCUGCUAAAUCAGUUUGGGCUUCCUCUCCACUCUCGACAGAUCCAGAGCGUGGGCCUUUAAUUCUUCCUUGUCUUUAUAACAAAGCUAUCUCUCCAGAAUAUAAGUUAAGUCAAGAAUGUAUAAAGGAGUUAAAGCGUGUUAUGAGACAGCGGGCCAUCAGUGUUGACCUACAUCCUAACAUUGAAAUGUUUUGUAUCGAAGAUUUAUCAAAGUUUUGCACUACUAAGACGGGGAAAGGAGAAGAAAUUCUCUGUCUUCAAGACCAUUUAGAAGAGUUGGCUCCAGAUUGCAAAGCUCAAGUUUUUAACUUUACGGAAGUUCAAGCAGUGAACAUCGAACUCAAUCCGAUCAUUGCUGCAAAUUGUAAAGUUGUUAUAGAAGAUCUCUGUGGGGAUAUAGUUGCAAAAAAAGAGCAAGAUAUAAUGGAUUGUUUAAUAGAUCAUAAAAAUGACCAACUCAUGAGGCUACAUAGCAAAUGCCGUGCUACUGUUGAACACUAUCAAUUAAUUAAUCUUAAAGAUUAUCAUUUUACAUUGAAAUUUAAGAGGGCUUGUAAAGAUCAUGUUAGCCGUUUUUGCCCUGGGGCGAGAGAUAAAGCUGAGGUUGUGAGGUGCUUGUCUGAAGUUAUAAGAAAUGAAACUCUUCAAGAUAGUAAACCACGUAUAUCAAAAGAAUGUCAUCAACAAUUGAAGACACAACUCCUUCAACAAAGAGAAAGCAUUGACCUCAACCCUUCGCUUAAGAAAGAGUGUGCAGUUGACAUUGGCAAAUUUUGUUCACAAAUUCAACCUGGUAAUGCAAAGGUUAUUGAGUGUUUAAUUCUGCAUAAAUAUAACUUAACUGGUGUAUGCCGUGCUAGGAUUUUUGCUGUUGAGAAACAAGAUCUUACAGACAGCUCGACUGAUUAUACUCUUUUAAAUGCUUGUAAAGCCAUGCUACAAAAGUAUUGCAAUAAAACUGAACUGUCUCCACUUUUAUGUCUUAAGAAAUAUAAAUAUAAUAGCGAGUUUGAUUAUAAAUGUCGUUCAGUUGUAUUGAGAAGAAUUGCUGAUCAAAAUACUGACUCCCAAUUAAAUCCUGGACUUCAGGCUGAUUGUAAAAAAGAUAUAUCUCUGUACUGUUCAAAAACAUUUGUUGAUGACAGGCUUGAUCCCAAGCAUGCAGAGGAUAGAGUUAUCAGCUGUUUAAAGAUCCAGUUUCGAAAUGGAAAGUUGGAAGCAAAAUGUAGAAAUCAAGUAUUGAAUAUACUUCAUGAAGCUGCUCUAAAUUACAAUCUUAAUCCUCUCCUUACUACAUUAUGUUCAUCUGAGAUUAAACAAUUAUGUGAAACGGAUGGUGAUAAUAUUGGCAAAGGGGAAGUUGAAGAAUGUUUGAAAGAAGCAUUAAAGAAUGGUCAGAUAAAAAAUACUCUUUGCAAGAUAGAAAUUGUAGAAUUAUUAGAAGAGUCAAAAGCUGAUGUCAAGGCUGAUCCUCAUUUAUACAAAAGUUGCAUCAAAGAUCUAGCUCAAUACUGUUCCUCAGUAGCUGAAGGAAAUGGCAGACAACUUGAAUGUUUGAUGAAGAUCGCUCAAGAGACUCCUCAUCUAUUAAUGAAACAUUGUGAGGAAACGUUGAAGGAAAGGAUAGAGAUGUAUAAGAUCAUACCCGAAGCAAAGGUUGAAAGUCUAAGUCAACUCUAUGGUCAAGUAUCACAUUCACCAUCAAAGAAAUAUUUUAUUGUAGUUGCUUUAACUUUUAUUGGAAUGAUAUUUAUUACGGGUAUGUUUUGUGGAAGAGCUAUGAGAAGAUCUAUUGCUGGGAAGAGGAAAUAAUAUUCUAUAUGAUUAUGAAAUUAUCUUUGUAAUAUAUUGUAAUUUUAUGUUGAUAGUUUUGUAGAUGUCAAUUAAAAGAUAUUUUUAUUUUUUGUUUUAUUUUCUUGAAUGUCUUAAAUAAGUCUGAAUUAGGUAAAAUUUUGAUGUUUGUAUUUUGAAAAUUAAUUGUUUAUCUUAUGAUCUGUUGUGUAUAUUUAUGGUAGAAAAAAAACCUUUUUGUUUAUUCCAACAAUCAUGUUUUUUGCUGAUUAUCUUUCUUAGUUUAAAAAGUAUUAUUUAUAAUAAAUUUAUGUAAUUAUUUUAUUUUUAAUGCAGAUUUGUUUUUUAAAAAAAUGAUUUAAUUGAUAAUGUUAAUUUUCAUCUAAAUAAUAAUAUAAAUGAAGGUUAUAAUAGUUCAC